Molecule: messenger RNA, 597 nt
Organism: Fomitiporia mediterranea MF3/22
Lineage: Eukaryota; Fungi; Basidiomycota; Agaricomycetes; Hymenochaetales; Hymenochaetaceae
Product: Las1-like protein
Exons: 2
Coding region: 1-597 (198 amino acids)
Biological process (GO): maturation of LSU-rRNA; maturation of 5.8S rRNA
Cellular component (GO): preribosome, large subunit precursor; Las1 complex
Molecular function (GO): endonuclease activity
Source: RefSeq, a predicted model, not a curated record
AUGAGACUCCCCCGACGCGUUCCAUGGAUCUCUCUCGCCGAGCUUGACCAGGUCUGCAACUGGAUAUAUACAGACGAAACAGACCUAGACGCAAAAGCUAAAGCCAUAAACCGACUUUCGGCAUGGCGAGCGAUCACGCCCCUUCCACACGCCCUCGAAGCGGCCCUUUCUAUCCUUUCAUCCAUCACCCUCGAUGCAUCGGUUCCUGGUAGUUUAUUUCACGCACAGCGCCCACAUAACGGGCAAAUAAUCUCUCCGGAGGCUAAAAAUAGCUUAAUUCUGAGUGUACGCCAAAGCUAUGCAACUGCAAUUGUGCGCCUUGUCAACGGUCUUGUUGACCCUUUGCAACUUGGAGCGUACGCACGCUCUAUUGCAUCUAUCGCAGCGCAGAUUGGUUUGCCACAAUGGCUGGUCGAGAUCAGACAUGCUGCUACUCACGAGGAUCUUCCCGGUCUUGAAAUAUUACGCUCUGGGGCAAAAGAGGCAUGCAUUUAUCUCCCCUCUUUCUUGGCUAAAUUUUUGAUUAAUCUUCUUUCCAGUCGCUUGCAUGGCUUUUGCAUAACUAUUUCAUUCCGACGCUUUCAGCGUCCGACAUAA